AUGCAAGGGGUCGUCGAAUACGAUGUAUCUUCGUUGAGAGGAGCUUUGGGGACUGCUUUUGUGCUACUUAUAGGUACCCUGUUCGAUAAUGUUAAAUUGAUUGGAAGAACCGAUCAUUAUCCAGACGAUACAAGCGACUAUUUAGUGGAAGCCAAAGAUCCCACCUUUGAUUUUGUAAUUGUUGGAGGGGGGGCGGCAGGUUGCUCUUUGGCUAAAAGAUUGGUAGAAAUAGAAGAGUGGAAAGUACUGCUCAUAGAAGCGGGUUCAUAUCCAAGCCCAGCUACUGAGGUUCCCGCUUUUUUCGACAGUUUGGACGACGACGUCCAAGAGUACACAUUCGAAAAGGAAAAAAAGGCGUGCCUAGGCACAAGUUUGAAGGUUUGUUCUUUAAAUAUGGCAAAAGUGCUGGGCGGAAUGAGCACCACGAACAAUCUUAUAUACGCUAGAGGCACUCUGGAGAACUACGACAUUUGGGGGUUCCCCUCUUGGCGGUCUGACUUGAUUAAUAAGGUUUUUGAAGAAAUUGAAAACAACGAGGAGAAUAAUUUCACUACAGGUAUACAUUUCGAAGAAACCCCCUACAAUGAUUACAUUAGAGAAAUCUUGUACGAAUUGUAUGACGAAAAGGAGAUAGCAAGAGAUCAAUACAAUGGGGUCACAGAUAACUAUCUGACUAUUAAGAAUGGACAAAGAAUGAAUAUGGCGGAAGUUUUCUUGCAUCCAAUACAAAACAAACCAAAUUUAAAUCUAAGUCUGAACUCGCAAGCAAUAAAAAUAAAUAUGGGGGCAAACCGGAAAGCCACGAGUGUGGAUGUUAGAAUACAUGGAACAAGCAUUAAAAGAGUCUACAUCAAUAAGGAGAUCAUUCUAACUGGUGGUGCGAUAGAAAACCCUAAGUUGCUAAUGUUGAGCGGCGUAGGCAAUGUCACCUACUUGUCAGAACUUAAUAUAACCACUGUAUCAGAUUUGAAAGGUGUAGGGAUGAAUUUGAAGAUGCAUCUUGGCUUGCCGUUGUUUUUUUCAUUGCAAACAUGCUGCCUGGCAAAUGAGACCUACUGCGAAAAUGAUACGUACAAAGAAGAUGAUUACUUAACAUCCAUAUACAACUACAUCAUGCAUAGGAAUGGUGACUUAUCUUCGGUAUACCUAUCCGACUUAUCAGCUUAUAUAAAUAGUAGAGGGGACGUAUCGAUGACAUCCAGGGAUGUUUCUGUGUACCACUGGUUUUUCAGAGUUGGCGAUAUUAAGUUAAAGGAAAAAUUGAUGUCUUGGAACUUGCAAGGUGCCAUAAUAAAAAGUAUAUUGAAAGUGAAUGAAAACAAAGCCAUUUUGGUGUUUGAUUUGGGCCUAUUGAGACCUAUUAGUUCAGGGCAGAUAUUCCUCAAUAAAACCUGGCACGAGGGGGCUCCUAGAAUCGAAGGAAACAUCUUUACAGACUCUUCCAAUGAAGAUUUUAAAUCCCUAUUCUACGCUUUCAAUUUUGCUACAAACCUAACCGAGACAGAACGGCUAGCAUCCCUUCAAACCACAUUCUUGAAUAUCGACUUGCCAAACUGUAGAAACUACAAGUUCUGCUCCAUCUACUACGUUAGAUGUUACAUCUACAACAUGGUUUACCCCAAGAAAAGCGUGGCGGGUACCACGAAAAUGGGCUACAACACCGACUUAUACUCCGUUGUCGAUACCAAGUUGAGAAUUCACAAGGUGGAUAAUGUAAGGGUUGGCGACGCGAGCGUAAUGCGCACCAUUACGCACGAGAACACGGUAGCUUCGGAUGCCAUGUUCGGAUAUCGCUUGGGUGAAAUAAUCAAAGGCGAUUGGUUGGAUUAUCGGUCGAAUUUUACCCUCUCAGAUGUGGAUGCCCACUAA
Molecule: messenger RNA, 1869 nt
Organism: Brassicogethes aeneus
Lineage: Eukaryota; Metazoa; Arthropoda; Insecta; Coleoptera; Nitidulidae
Source: the annotation of a GenBank genome assembly